This is a messenger RNA of Eruca vesicaria subsp. sativa (arugula), 1018 nucleotides long. The record is from the annotation of a GenBank genome assembly. Lineage: Eukaryota; Viridiplantae; Streptophyta; Magnoliopsida; Brassicales; Brassicaceae.
AUGCAUAUUUGCAGUGAUACAACCGUCACUUUGAGGCUAUUCGACUCUCAAGUUGUGUCCUUCCACAAAAAGCUUGAAGACAUGUAUGGUGAUCCAAACGUGAUUGUCGCUACUAGCAUAAACCCAAAGAUGGUUGGAGGUACUGUGAUGUCUCAUAUGGAAUAUUUGUUUAGGUUGGUCGCUAGAGACACUGUUGACCCAUCUAACGCACCAUUGCUGAAAGGAUAUGCAAAGGUCGAGACACUAACCGUAUCGGAGCUCAAUAGUUUUAUAACCUCUGCUCCAUCACAGGACAUUGACUUUAUUUUCACUGGUACACUCGAUCUGGACAAGGGAUGGUGUUAUGUUGUCUGCUCCAAAUGCAGUAAAAAAUUGCAGCGUACUGUCUCUGCUUCGGAGUUCUCCGUUAUCAUGUGGAGUUGAAAAUUGCUGAUAAUACUGCUGAAGGUGUGUUCGUGUGUUUUGAUCGUGUGAUGACUAAGCCAUAACCUCAGAGCAAGUGAAGCCGGUCUGAUGUUGGUAAGAUAUUCAAUGGACUUCUUACAUGAUUUUAUAUAUAGUUGUUAGCAUAGCUGGUGUCAUCAAUCUGACAAACAUGCUGAGGAAGGAGUAAAUCCUAAGGACUUUAAUGUGCCUCCCUUCAUCACAGACAUGGAAGGAGAGUUAGUGCAUAUAGCUUCACUGCACACCAUCAGACAUUCACCAUCGCACGCAUCCUUAACGAACAUGAGCGUGUUCCAGCUCCUGACUUUGUCGUCGAUUGAGCAAAUGAUGCUGAUAUGCUGACCAGCCAGAUGGUAGUCCAAUUCCUGUUUAGACAGAAUCUGGAGAAGGCAAUAGUGAUGCAGAUGAGGGUGUUGAUGCGAGUCCAGAUGAUCCUGCGCCAAAGAAGAGGAUACACUCAUCGACCAAGGUGGUCAAGAAAGCGCGUGUUGCUUGAAACAAAAUAACAACAGUUAUGGUUUCAUAUUCCAAGUUUUAAUAAUGCUUACUUAUAUGCAGUUCCUUCGCACUUUUG